CGGUCUAGACAGCAGACAGGCUGAUGACAGAGCCAAGGGAGUCAUUGGUGGAUGAUUUUAGAUAUUGAACAGCUAAGACUUAUGGGAAAAGGGGAUUAAUCAUAAAGGGUGUAAGGUUUGGAUCUGAAGGAGGUGGGGAGAGAGUUUGAACCCUCAGUUUCUCAGUCUAUCCUAUGAACUCACGAUAGGAGUGGCAUCCUGGCAUCAUCUUUCUUUCAUUCACUCUUCUUACCCCACUCACAUGCUUAAAAGGGAUUCAGAGGCAGGCACUGGCUUCCAGUCGUAGUUGGGUGAGCAAUUCGUCCAGGGUAGGAGGGAUAGAGCUGAUUAUUCCCUUCUUACUGCAGAUCUCUCGCCAAUAAGAAGAGACUGCACUGAAGAACCAAGUUCAACUUUGAGAAAGAGACUAAACAGAACAAGACAGAAAUGCCACAGAACGUGGUACUGGACGGGCCAGCACCUUGGGGAUUUCGGCUUUCAGGAGGCAAAGACUUCAACCAGCCGCUGACCAUAACUCGGGUGACUCCAGGCAGUAAGGCAUCUCGGGUCAACCUGUGCCCAGGAGACAUCAUCCUGGCUAUCCAGGGAGUGUCCACAGACGGUAUGACUCACGCUGAAGCUCAGAACAAGAUCAAAGACUCCACCAAUCAGCUUUUCCUCAAGAUAGAGAGGCCAGAAACUAAAAUGUGGUCACCUCAGGUUAUAGAAGAGGGGAAAGUAAACCCAUUCAAAAUCAAUUUGGAGGCAGAGAAGCAAGAGUAUAAACCUAUUGGCACAGGUCAUAACAGAAGAGCACAGCCCUUUGUGGCUGCCGCCAGUCUGGAUGACAAAACACAGGUGGUGAGCUCCGCCUACAACACUCCCAUAGGCCUCUACUCUCAAGAUAACAUCCAGGACGCCCUGCAAGGACAGAUCCGGGGUCUGGUGCAUGAAAAGCCUGAGGGUGACAGUACAUCCCAGAUGCUGGUGGGAAAUGUAGCUAGGAUGCCUGGCAUCCCAUCGGCUGGGUCUAAGGCAGCUCCUUCUGCACAGUAUAACUCCCCUAUUGCAUUAUACUCAGCAGACAAUGUUUCAAAUACAAUGCAGCAGGCUCAGAUGUCCACUGUAGUCAGGCAGGCAUCGCCCAGCCCUAAACCCCUGACGUCCAUUGAAGACUCCCAUGUGUACCGUAUGCUCCAAGAAGAUCACGAGCAGCCACAUGAACCACGUCAGUCCGGAUCAUUUAAGGCCCUGCAAGACUAUGUUGAGAGUGAUGGCUCAAGGCCCAUGGUGACUAGAAGUGUAAAAGCCCCAGUGACAAAACCACAAGCGGCCACAUCCUCACUGCAGAAGCUGCCUCUCUGUGAUAAAUGUGGCACCGGCAUUGUAGGACCGGUUGUGAAAGCUCGGGACAAGUACCGCCAUCCAGCCUGUUUCGUGUGCUCAGACUGUGGUGUGAACUUGAAGCAGAAGGGCUACUUCUUUGUGGAGGGACAGAUGUACUGUGAAGGCCACGCUCGAAUGCGAAUGACCCCGCCUGAGGGACAUGAUCUAGUUACUGUAUAUCCCACUGCUUAGAGGGACGGAAAAACUCAGAACUCACACAACUGACAGUUGAAAUUAGACAAUUCGUAAUGUUUGCCCUUAUUGCUUCUUCUUGAUAAAAUCAUGUAUCUGGUUAGUGUAACAAUAGAGCUUCAACCUUCAAACUUCAUUUUAGUUUAUAAAAGAGAAUGCAAGGCCAUUUUUAGUGUUUUAAGUGAUCAGAUCAUUGCUGUUUACAUCUAGUAUUAAUAUGCGUUUCAAAUUUAUCUUCUGUAACUGUAUUCAGAUUUCGAUGAAACCCUCACAACUUGUUUUACCACACUCUACAUCUGAGUGCAGUGCACAAACAUUGUGAACAAAUCCAUGUUAUGUGGCUUACGAGGGAGCAGGAAAAGAAGAGAACGAAAACGGCAUUUUCCAACAUAUCCAGAACAAUCACGUAUUUGGUGCACAUUCUGGACAGAUAGGCUACGUUCACACUGUCAAUCCAGAUCCGAUUACUUGUGUAUUCGAUUGGAAUCUGAUCUAAAAUUAUCGACAUCCACAUUGUGUAUCUCAGCUGUUCAGAUCCAAUUUGUGUGUCCAUGCCUCUCGUUUGUUUUCCGGAAUAUCUGCAUUGGUUUCUAUGGCAGUGACGUUGCAUUGGUAGGCAUAUGUCAAAAACAACUACAAAAAUGGCAACAUGGUUUACAAUACAGAUGUUGUCUUAUUUCCAACUUGACAACGGAACCAUAGGAGGCUGGUAAGCGUGGCUUUAUUCCACGCUGUCGUAUCUGCCGGUUUCAAAACAUGUCUUUUUUGCUCGUCUGCACUUUGCAACAACACAACCUUAUUCCUGCAGCGACUUUCAGCGUGUUUCCUAUAACAAUGACUGACAUUUAUGUUUUACAUGUCAUGAAAAUUCACAUAAACCAUGCGAAAUUCAGUCAGACUGAAACGGCUUUCCAGAAAUUGAAUAGGAUUUCAAACCACAUAUAAAUGUAGCUCGAAACGGAUUUUUAAAAAUCCAUUCCAAAUCAUGUGAUUUUUGGUCGUUCACACUAGCUUAAUCUGAUCAGAUUUCAAUCAGAUAUGCACAUAAAUCAGAUUUAGACAGUCUGAACAUAGCCAUAGAGUUUACAGUACACAUGCAAGGUGGUAACAUGCGUUUCUGACUACCUCUGUAUGUGUCAGUGAUAUGAUUACAAAACGUUAUAAACCCCACAAAGGGCAUUAGGAGCACUGACCAUUUGUGAUCCAAAUCACACAAAAAAAAUGUUAAUGCCAGGUGUAAACUCUUUCUCAAGGCCUUAAUCCAGUUCUUGUUGAAAAGCCAAGGGUGAACUCUCUCAUUUCUCAUCUUACAUAUUAGGCAUCUGUGCAGAUCAAAUCCUAAAUUUUAACACAAAGUAAUCAUACUGGGUUUCAGCUAUUAUUAAAAUAUGCAAGAAAGGUAAUUUUGCUUUUAAUACAAAUAUGCCACCAUCUAUGCACAAGGUAUUGGGUAAUACGCACAAACUGUGUAAGAGGUAGAAAAAAGAAGAUGCAAUUCAAUGCAAUCUGUUUCCCAGUACAAACUCUUUUUUACUUUUUGUUUGUAAUCUGAAAACCAACAUUUCUAUGAAUAUUCCUUGUGCUGCAUUUUUUUUUAAAUUCUGGUGUUUCUAAAUGAACUUAAAGGUACAGUUCACUCACAAACUAUAAUUCUGUCAUUUCCUCAAUUAUCCCUUUAAGGCCACCUUUGAUAACAAAUAAACAAAAGGUUUAUUAUAUCACGAAAUUAUAAGUGCAUUUACAAUUGUUUGUCUAAACCAUAUACAAUAAAAAUAAAUGAAAUGAA
Ctenopharyngodon idella (grass carp) is the source of this 3343-nucleotide messenger RNA. It is a transcript of the gene pdlim3b, whose product is annotated as PDZ and LIM domain 3b. The record is from RefSeq and is a predicted model, not a curated record. Gene Ontology annotation, cellular component: filamentous actin; stress fiber; adherens junction. The transcript is spliced from 8 exons. NCBI's taxonomy places the organism in Eukaryota, Metazoa, Chordata, Actinopteri, Cypriniformes, Xenocyprididae. Bases 427 to 1557 code for a protein of 376 amino acids. Gene Ontology annotation, molecular function: actin binding; muscle alpha-actinin binding. Gene Ontology annotation, biological process: actin cytoskeleton organization; muscle structure development; heart development.